Molecule: messenger RNA, 1655 nt
Organism: Lucilia cuprina (Australian sheep blowfly)
Lineage: Eukaryota; Metazoa; Arthropoda; Insecta; Diptera; Calliphoridae
Gene: Nfs1
Product: cysteine desulfurase, mitochondrial
Exons: 6
Coding region: 174-1562 (462 amino acids)
Biological process (GO): [2Fe-2S] cluster assembly
Cellular component (GO): cytosol; nucleus; mitochondrion
Molecular function (GO): pyridoxal phosphate binding; cysteine desulfurase activity
Source: RefSeq, a predicted model, not a curated record
UUUUUUUUUUAAUUAUCGUAAGUGAUAAAGAAAUUGUCGCGGUUAGUUGGAAGAAGAAAAGAAAAAACAACUCGUAAUUAUUGUGAAAUUAUCUACUAGAUAUAAUAUAAAAAGUACUCAACACUCCAAAAAUAUAAAUAUUAAAAGGAUUUCAUAAACUAUUUGGUUACAAAAUGAUAAGAAUAUUUAGCAAAUCUGCUAAAACAUUAAUAGCGACAAAAACGCCAUGGAACAGACAAUGGAUGGCAAAUAUUAGUACAACAACUGCUAAAGGACAGGAAGGAAAAAUGUCCUCAUCGGAAGAAUUUAGACAGAAGCGUAUCAAAUUCAAUAUUAAGACGGAUCACAUAGAGGGCAGACCCUUAUAUUUAGAUGCACAAGCCACAACUCCAUUGGAUCCUCGUGUUUUGGAUGCCAUGCUGCCCUAUUUGACAAAUUUUUAUGGUAAUCCUCAUUCUCGCACCCAUGCUUAUGGCUGGGAAACCGAACAAGCUGUAGAAACUGCUCGUGAACAGGUGGCCAAUAUUAUAGGAGCUGAACCCAAAGAAAUCAUAUUCACUUCAGGUGCUACCGAAUCCAAUAAUGUGGCCGUUAAAGGUGUAGCCAGAUUUUAUGGCUCCAAAAAGAAGCACAUUAUUACCACACAAACUGAACACAAAUGUGUUUUGGAUUCUUGUCGUGCCUUGGAGAAUGAAGGUUUCCGUGUUACUUAUUUGCCGGUCAAGGCUAAUGGUAUUAUUGAUAUGCAGGAAUUGGAUAAAGCAAUGACGCCAGAUACUGCUUUGGUAUCCAUAAUGACAGUUAACAAUGAAAUUGGUGUUAAACAACCCAUUGCUGAGAUAGGUGCCCUUUGUCGCUCGAAAAAGGUCUUCUUCCACACAGAUGCCGCACAGGCGGUGGGUAAAAUUCCUUUGGAUGUUAAUGCCAUGAAUAUUGAUUUAAUGUCCAUAUCGGGCCACAAAAUCUAUGGUCCCAAAGGUAUUGGUGCCCUUUAUGUACGUAGACGUCCACGCGUUCGUCUUGAACCCAUUCAAAGUGGUGGUGGUCAAGAGCGAGGUUUACGUAGUGGUACUGUUCCUGCACCUUUGGCUGUAGGACUGGGAGCUGCUGCUGAAUUAGCUCAAAAAGAAAUGGAAUAUGACAGAAAAUGGAUUGAAUUUCUUUCCAAACGUUUGUUGGAUCGCCUUACGUCCGAAUUGCCUCAGGUAAUACGCAAUGGUGAUCCCGAACAAACUUACAGUGGCUGUUUGAAUCUUUCAUUUGCCUAUGUUGAGGGUGAAUCCCUAUUAAUGGCUCUUAAAGAUGUAGCCUUAUCGUCGGGCUCAGCUUGUACCUCCGCCUCUUUGGAACCCUCUUAUGUUUUAAGAGCUAUUGGCACUGACGAAGAUUUAGCUCACAGUUCCAUUAGAUUUGGUAUUGGUCGUUUUACUACCGUCGAGGAAGUCGAUUAUACCGCCGAUAAAUGCAUAAAACAUGUUGAACGUCUUCGUGAAAUGUCACCUUUAUGGGAAAUGGUACAGGAAGGCAUUGAUUUAAAGACCAUACAAUGGUCUCAACAUUAAAAAAAAACAUAGCUUAAAAAUCUUUAACACAUUAUUAUAAAACUAUUACUACUGCUUGUAUAAAACGAAUUCUAUACAAAUAUGAAAAAAUUA